Molecule: messenger RNA, 462 nt
Organism: Candidula unifasciata
Lineage: Eukaryota; Metazoa; Mollusca; Gastropoda; Stylommatophora; Geomitridae
Source: the annotation of a GenBank genome assembly
AUGAACGUUGGUGUUGCUCAUAGUGACAGCAAUCCCACACAUUCCUACUUCAGCAGCAAAGGAAUAUGGCUGACCUAUGUGCUGCUGGUGUUUGGGGUGCAUUUGUUACUGCUGUCCCUUCCGUUUUUCUCUGUAGCUGUAGCAUGGACUCUGACUAAUAUACUACAUGAUUUAUGCAUGUUUGUGAUGCUCCACGUGACCAAAGGCACACCAUGGGAGGCUGCAGAUCAAGGCGUGUCCCGCUUGGAAACUCAGUGGGAGCAGAUUGACUAUGGAAAACACUUUACAGCCACCAAGAAAUUCUUGACCACAGUUCCAGUGGCAUUAUUCUUUUUGGCAAGCUUCUACUCACGCUACGACCCGUACCACUUUGUUAUUAAUGCCAGCGCGCUGAUACUGAGUCUAAUACCAAAACUGCCGCAGCUGCAUAAAGUGAGGCUUUUCGGCAUCAAUAAAUACUAG